AUGUCUAUCAACUUAAAGGUGGCUAUUAUUGGUGGAGGCCUCAUCGGUCCCCGUCACGCCCAAUCUGUUAUAUCGAACCCAUCUACAGACUUAGUCGGCCUUGUAGAUCCUGCGCCAACAGGAGAGGCCGCCGCCGCCAAAUUGAAUACAGCCUAUUUCCCUUCUAUAUCAGCGCUAUUGGCCUCAUCCCAGAAGCCCGAUGCUGCAAUCGUCUGCACACCGAACAACACUCAUGUCCCCAUCGCAAAAGAGCUAUUGGCAGGCGAUGUCCACGUUCUUCUAGAGAAACCCUUUAGCGACACUCUGGAAACAGGUCGGAGCCUCUUGGAAUUUACUAAAGCCCCUGAGAACACGCACCUCAAGCUUUUGGUUGGUCACCAUCGUCGCUUUAAUCCCUAUGUACGCGCGACAAAGUCAGUCCUUGAUGCGGGGUCUCUGGGCCGCACUAUCGCGGUGAACGGCCUGUGGACCAUCUACAAACCCGCUGCAUACUUUGCGGCACCGACGGACUGGCGUGCAUCUCGGGAUCGAGGCGGUGGCGUGAUCCCCAUUAACCUCGUCCAUGAUAUCGAUCUGAUGCAUCACUUUUUCGGUCCCAUCGUUCGUGUACAAGCUGAGAAGAUUAUUCCCCAACGCCCAAGUCCACCCCAUGAUGCAGAUGAGGGGGCAGCAUUGACUCUACGCUUUGCAUCCGGUGUUGUGGGAACAUUCCUAGUCUGUGACUCUACGCCUUCGCCAAACAACUUUGAAACAGGAACCGGCGAAAAUCCAAUGAUUCCACCUUCCUCGACAGGUGGCGGAUCGGACUUCUAUCGUAUCUUUGGGUCAGAGGCUUCACUUAGUGUUCCCGAUCUUACGCGGUGGAGCUAUGAUGGGAUGCCGGAGAAGAGUUGGACACAGAGUUUGAAGGCAGAGAAGAUUACUCUGCCAGAUGAUGCGGCCCCAUUUGACUUGCAGCUGGCGCAUUUUGUGGAUGUUAUUCGCGGGGAUGCGGAGCCUAGUUGCCCUGCGGAAGAAGGCCUGAGGGCUUUGAUUGUGUGUGAGGCUGUUCAAAAGGCGAUGUCUACUGGUCAGCCCGUUGACAUUGCGGUCGAUUUGCUUGCUUAA
Messenger RNA from Penicillium angulare, 1107 nucleotides. RefSeq names its product Gfo/Idh/MocA family protein. The transcript has a single exon. Gene Ontology annotation, molecular function: nucleotide binding. Bases 1 to 1107 code for a protein of 368 amino acids. The record is from RefSeq and is a predicted model, not a curated record. Lineage: Eukaryota; Fungi; Ascomycota; Eurotiomycetes; Eurotiales; Aspergillaceae.